Messenger RNA from Paramecium pentaurelia, 1145 nucleotides. The record is from the annotation of a GenBank genome assembly. Lineage: Eukaryota; Ciliophora; Oligohymenophorea; Peniculida; Parameciidae.
UAAUGAGCAUUAGAUUAUAAGACAUGAAGUUAUUUCUUGUUAAAGACGACUAACCAGUCAAAAUAGAAUUGAAAUAACAAGAUGAUAUUCUAUUCAACCUUGUUACUAAAGCAGGUUUUUAUACCAGAAUAGCUUUUAGAUCGAUCACCAAUCAAUAUUUUAGUUCCAGUAAUUGAAGGCAAUUAACCUAUUACAAUUAAAGUAAAUGAUUACAAUGCUGAAAUCCUUCCAGACAAUCUUGAAAUGUAGUCAACAUAUAAAUUGCUACUUGAAAAUGGGUAACUUAAUUAAGAACCUAUUUAAUCUGGAGAUACUUUUGCAUUGUCAUUCAAAGUUCGAAAUGGAAAUACAAAUACUUAAGGAAUAACAGGAAAUUCAGUAAUGAAUGGAUCAACCCUAUCAACUUUAUAACUAUCCUAAUUGAGACACAAAUUGGUUGAAUAAGGUAAAGGAACAUCAAUGUAUUAAUCUGCUUCAUCUCUCAGACACAGUAUACCUGAAGUAUCUUUUUCAAAAGCUCAGAGGUUAGUAUUAUCAUUAUUAUUAUAGAUUCGAUAAAAACUUAACUCUCAAAACUGAAUUCAAUUACAGUAUUCCUGAUACUAUAGGAUCAUAAGGCAGAUAAACUGGUUUCGGAUAUGGCAAUAAAUUCAUUUCUCCUUUAUAUGUUCAAAGAAAUGCUGAACAGAAUCCACCUCCUGAUGCAUAUUUCAAUGAAGAAACCAAAUAACCCACCAAAUAUCGAAAAACAAAUUGGUCUUAAAGUGAGAGAUUCAAAAUGUCAUAAACUGUUCAAGGACCUAGUCCUAAUUCCUAUGAUGUUACAUAAAUUAUUGGUUAAAAUAAAGUAAAUUAAAAAAUGGAUAAUUUAAUUAUAGCCCUCUUGUACUAUUGGAGCUAGAAUAAAGCCAUUAGCUACAUUUUAAGAAAAGGUUCCUGCCUCUAAUACUUAUGAAAUUAAAACUUAAAUUAUUGAGCCUUCAAGAUUUAAUAAGAUAACACUUGGAUAUGGUAACAAGUCUGAUUUCACCAAAAAUGAUAAAACUCCUGGACCUGGUACUUAUGAAUAACCUUCAGUUUUUAAAAAUAUGUCUUCUUCUAUAUUAAAUAAUGGAACAUUAAGAACAAAUGUAAUGAGAAAAUGA